Urocitellus parryii (Arctic ground squirrel) is the source of this 2070-nucleotide messenger RNA. RefSeq names its product cytochrome P450 4A6-like. Gene Ontology annotation, biological process: kidney development; icosanoid biosynthetic process; linoleic acid metabolic process. Gene Ontology annotation, cellular component: intracellular membrane-bounded organelle. Lineage: Eukaryota; Metazoa; Chordata; Mammalia; Rodentia; Sciuridae. The record is from RefSeq and is a predicted model, not a curated record. Gene Ontology annotation, molecular function: iron ion binding; heme binding; arachidonate monooxygenase activity.
AGCUGCUGCACCAUGAGUGUCUCUGCACUGAGCCUCACCAGACUCCCAGGGAGCAUCUCUGGAUUCCUCCAGCUGGCUUCCCUGCUGGGCUUGCUUCUGUUCCUGUUCAAGGCAGCCCAGCUCUACCUGCGCAGGCAGUGGCUGCUCAAAGCCUUUCAGCAGUUUCCAUCUGCACCCUCCCAUUGGCUCUUUGGCCACAAGAUCCAAAAGGAUCAGGAGCUAAAGCAGAUUCUGUCAUGGGUAGAGAAGUUCCCCAGUGCCUUUCCCCGUUGGUUCUGGGGCAGCAAAGCUCACAUUGUUAUCUAUGACCCUGACUACAUGAAGGUGAUUCUGGGGAGAUCAGAUCCAAAGGCCUCUGGUACCUACAGAUUCCUGGCUCCCUGGAUUGGGUAUGGUUUGCUCCUGUUAAAUGAACAGACGUGGUUCCAGCACCGGCGGAUGUUGACCCCAGCCUUCCACUAYGACAUCCUGAAGCCCUACGUGGGAAUCGUGGCUGACUCUGUCCGAGUGAUGUUGGACAAAUGGGAAAAACUCAUUGACAAGGACUCCUCUGUGGAGGUCUUCCAGCACAUCUCCAUGAUGACCCUGGACUCCAUCAUGAAGUGCGCCUUCAGUUACCAAGGCAAUGUCCAGUUGGACAGGCAUUCCCAGUCCUACAUCAAAGCCAUUGGGGACCUGAACAACCUGUUUUCUGACCGUGUAAGAAAUGUCUUUCACCAGAACGACACCAUCUAUGGUCUGUCCUCUGAUGGCCGCUUGUUCCACCGUGCCUGCCAACUUGCCCAUGAGCACACAGACCAAGUGAUCAAAGAAAGGAAGGCUCAGCUGCAGAACGAGAGAGAGCUGGAGAAGAUCAGGAGGAAGAGGCGCUUGGAUUUCCUGGACAUCCUCUUAUUUGCCAAAAUGGAGAAUGAGAGCAGCCUGUCUGAUGAGGACCUGCGUGCCGAGGUGGACACCUUCAUGUUUGAGGGCCAUGACACCACAGCCAGUGCUAUCUCCUGGAUCUUCUACGCUCUGGCCACAUACCCCGAGCAUCAGAAGAAGUGCAGGGAGGAGGUCCAGAGCCUCCUGGGGGAUGGAGACUCCAUCACCUGGGACCACAUGGACCAGAUGCCCUAUACCACCAUGUGCAUCAAGGAGGCCCUGAGGAUCUACCCACCAGUACCAGUUGUUAUCAGAGAGCUCAAAACACCUGUCACCUUCCCUGAUGGACGCUCUUUACCCAAAGGCAUCGUGGUCACGCUGUCCUUUUAUGGCCUUCACCACAACUCAAAAGUGUGGCCAAACCCAGAGGUGUAUGACCCUUUCCGGUUUGCACCAGAUUCUUCCCGACACAGUCACUCAUUCCUGCCUUUCUCAGGAGGAGCCAGGAACUGCAUUGGGAAACAGUUUGCCAUGAAUGAGCUGAAGGUGGCUGUGGCCCUGACCCUGCUCCGCUUUGAGCUGCUGCCAGAUCCCACCAGGAUCCCCCUUCCCAUACCGCGACUUGUAUUAAAGUCCAAGAAUGGGAUCCACCUGCGUCUCAGAAAACUCCACUAACACUGUUCUGGAAUCAGAAAUCCAAAGUGGGUAUCAUUGGUAUCAAUGAGAGAAGACCAAAUUGUGGAUGUAACCAGCCUUCCUCUGCAGGGUUUAGAGAGAAUCUUGACCCUUGACUUCUCAGACUCGAGCUGCAUUCCUUGCUUUCCUCCAUACUGGCUCCCUUGUACUUCUUUGAAGCCAGCAUCUUUUCAAACUUCUUUCUCUUACUGUCUUCACAUUUCCUUCCUGUUUGUAAGGAACCUUAUCAUUACAUCAAGUCCAUCCAGGUGAUCCAAGAUAAUUUCCCCAUCUCAAGAUCCUUUACUUAAUGAAAACUUGAGUUCCUUUUGACAUAUGAGGUAACGUAUUCAUGGGCUCUAAAGUUUAGGACUUGAGCAACAUUAGAAGCCAAUAAUGAACCCCACAGAAUCCCUCCCCAAAUGGCACCUCAUCUGUCUAUCUGAACCUCUCCUGAUGGUUUCUGUCUACCUGAUUGUCUUUCACAUAAACCUCUCCAUCUCCCUCCCUGAAAUAAAGUUUCUAAUGUCA